This is a messenger RNA of Moneuplotes crassus, 762 nucleotides long. NCBI's taxonomy places the organism in Eukaryota, Ciliophora, Spirotrichea, Euplotida, Euplotidae. The record is from the annotation of a GenBank genome assembly.
UUUUUAUGAUAAGAAUAUUAAAAAUUAAAAGAUGUUUAUAUACUCGUUUUACUCUAAACAACUCAUGUAUUCUUAAAGCAGUGACGAAUGACUCCUCAUUCUUAUGGUCUGUAAACUCGAGGAAUCAAUGGGACUGGAGUUCUUUUAGGAUAUAUACCAAACUCUACAAUUUCAUAUCUGAAAAGUCUUCUUCUAUAGUGUACUAUUUGGCCAGCAGUUAAAAUAAUUAGCAGAUGGGAUGAAGAUGUUAGAUAUUAUUCAAUUUCAGACUUUUAAGCCAUCAAUAGUCAGCCUCUUGGUCCGGAAUUACGAAUUUUAUACAAAGUGGGGGUUUUAAUAGUUCCAAAUUUCCCAAUUCUCUACUCCCAGAUGGUAUGUUAAGCCCCGGUCAGUCUCCACUUCACCUUAAAAAUCAGCUUAAAUUCUUAUAAUUUGUUCCUAAAAGUUUCUAAAAUUAGGCUAAUUUGGGGAAAAUGUGAACUGAUUGGGGAUUAUUGAGGACUAGCGGCAGGAUUUAUAGUUAAGAGUUUGGGUAUGGGUAACAAUGUAAAGUCCUGAAAUAUUUGAAUCUAAAACCCAACUUCAUAAUAGACUAUUUUUCACACUUCGCUUAUCACCAAAACUGAGGUUGUUAACUUCGUUGUUGAGAGAUAUGUUGAUUUUUUCUUACAGCUUUUGGAACUCCCUCAUGGUCCAAAGAGUGCUUUCCGUCGUAACUAAUGACUCAGUUACUUCAAUGGCUGAUUCUCUGAAUCCUAGCUU